CCCUUAAAUGCCUUAAUAACCUGAUUUGAACACAAACCCAAAGUAUUGAGAGCAAAUCGAACCUGACCUCAAUCAGACCAAAAUAAUCUGAACUCGUUUAACUCAUUUAUCAUAUUUUAAAAUAAUACUCCGUAUUAGAGAUUUACACUGUUUAAGAUUUACACAACCCAAAUUUUAACUCGAAUCAAAUCCAUUAACCCAAAUUGACAGGUCUACAGAAGUACACUUAAAAAAAAAAAAAACCACGUAAUUUUAAAAAUGUUUUUGGUUCACCGGCUACGCGCACUUUAGCAAAACCCCAUCUCUCUCUAAUAUCUAGGAUUCUAGGGCACCAUCUUUAUCUCACCCGCCAUUACUGUAAUUCUUGAAGCUUUUCUCUUUCUUUCUUCCUCCAUUAAAAUGGUGAGGACUGUACGACCUCAUCAUCAGCCUCAGGAAGACGAAGAAGACGACGCUGAAGAUGUUGCUGCUGGUACUGACACCUCUUCUCACCGAGAGGGGAAAAGCGCGGAGCAGAAACCUAGUAAUUAUAGGUCGAAGCAUUCGGAAACUGAGCAGCGUCGGAGGAGUAAAAUUAAUGAAAGGUUCCAGAUAUUGAAAGAUCUGAUACCCCCAAAUGAGCAAAAGAGGGAUAAGGCCUCGCUGUUACUAGAGGUUAUAGAGUACAUCCGAUACCUACAAGAGAAGUUGCAAGUUUAUGAAGGACCAUAUCAACAACAAGCAUGGCCUCAUGAGGCCACCAAAUUAAUACCAUGGAGAGCUAAUCAUGGGCCUGUGGACAACUAUGCUAAUCAUUCUCAAGUCAUGAAAAAUGGCUUUCUGGAUGAAAAUUCUUCAGUGCAACCCAUGACAGCCAUACAAGGCUCAGUGGAGCCGGAGUUCGGUGGAGAAUUUUCCUUCAGAGCAGAUCAUCAUCAUGCUGGGUCAGUGAACCCCGUUGUUCCUAUGAGCAUUCCGUUGCAACCUUGUACAUACCCUCCUGGAAGAGGUAUCCUGCCUAUUGAGAAUGUUGCUUCUCAUCCUCAUGGAUCAUCUGCAGCUGACGGUUCUAUCUUAUUAAGUGAAGAUGGCACAUUUGAAAGGGGCUCAAGUAGUGUUUCUGAUAUUUAUUCUCAAGGACUGCUUAAGAGACUAACCCAGGAGCUACAGACAUCUGGGGUGGAUUUGUCACAGGCUAACAUCUCAGUUCAACUUGAUGUUGGGAAGGGAGGAAAUAGCAGCUCAAAUGCUAUUGCCCCCACUAUAGAGGAUGUUGAUAAUCAGUCUCCAAUAAAUCAGCCCAUAUCACAUGCUGUGGAGGUAAGUGCAAAGGAGUCUAUCCAGGCUGCCAAGAGAAUCAGGACUGGAGAAAGGUAGUAAUAAUCAGUCGUAUAGGUUUUUUUAGUCUGUGAUUGCAAUUGGAGUUACGGCUCUUCUUUCAAAUGGUAAGUGCAAAUGAGUAUUUAGGCUACCAAGAGAAAGCUCUACUUGUUUGAUUAGUAUAGGUUUUUUUACUCUUGUGACUUUAUAUGGGGUUUUGGCUCUUCUUUCAAAUGUUAGUUUACCCUUUUUGGCCAAGGGAAAGAAGAACCAGGCUGAGUUAGAGAAGAGGUUUUCGGUGUCUAUUUUAACCACAUCAACCCCAACCACCAGAUUGUAGAUUCUGUUGUACAUUUUUUUUUUUUUUUUUUUUGGGUAAGUGGGUUAACAAAAAUAGAUGCUAAAUACUAGUAUAUUAUGACUUGUAAAUCUUUUUGCAUUUCUAAUGCGUCUCAGAAAAACAUUGAUUUCUCACUGCUGCUUUCUUAUUCUAGCUUGGCAUUUGCCAGCAUUCCAGGUAAGUUGUAAUGUUUAAUAUGAACUUCAUGUUUGCGGAAUGGAUUUUCUGAUAACAUAAACUAUAUUAUGAUGCUUCUUUAUUACGGAGUAUCAAGUUUUAAUCAUUUUUUCUUCACCA
Molecule: messenger RNA, 1936 nt
Organism: Chenopodium quinoa (quinoa)
Lineage: Eukaryota; Viridiplantae; Streptophyta; Magnoliopsida; Caryophyllales; Amaranthaceae
Product: transcription factor BIM2-like
Exons: 7
Coding region: 400-1356 (318 amino acids)
Biological process (GO): DNA-templated transcription
Molecular function (GO): protein dimerization activity; DNA-binding transcription factor activity
Source: RefSeq, a predicted model, not a curated record